Lolium rigidum is the source of this 1228-nucleotide messenger RNA. RefSeq lists its product as uncharacterized. Bases 1 to 909 code for a protein of 302 amino acids. The record is from RefSeq and is a predicted model, not a curated record. NCBI's taxonomy places the organism in Eukaryota, Viridiplantae, Streptophyta, Magnoliopsida, Poales, Poaceae. The transcript has 7 exons.
AUGGCGAGCCCGCGGGAACGGCGGCUUCCGCCCGCGCCCGCGUUCCGGAUGGAGAACCCCUUCAGCGUGAAGGUUCUCCAGGUCUUCACCGGCGCCGGCGUCGGCUGCGGCGUCGGGGUCGGCGUCGGCCGCCCCAUCUACCUAGGUAUGAUACCGGGCCUUCAGCAAGUCAUGAGUGCGACGAGAGGUGCAACCGAUUCUUUUUCUGGCGUCACGAGACAUGUUAAUGCUGCUAUAAGGAAGGCAGGGUUAAAGAAUGUUGAAGCGGGCAUUGGUUGCGGAGUUGGUAUUGGACAUGGUUUUGGAAUAGGAAUCGCCUUGAAACCACGCGUACUUCAUGGGAUUCAAUCAUCGAUUGCUGAAUUUAUGUCCAAGUUAACUUCAAAGCUGAAGGAUCCCUCUGGGGAGUCAGCUACGUCAAAUCCUACUGCUGGCCCGUUCCCUACCAAUGAACGAACGCUCAAUGGUAUGUCCAUGGAUCUAGAGGCUAAGGCAGUGAAAAGUAAUUUGCUCGAUACUUCAAGCAGUCAAAUACCAGAAGUACAACCAACUCAUGGACUGUAUGGCCAGCAUGGGAUGCAAUCAGAGUUAAUAACAGGAAGUCGAACUGAAAAGGUCAUUGCCAACUUUCUGCAGAGUCCAUUGUUCCAGAACGAUACAAACACCGGUAUCAGGGAUGCAGCUGUAAAUUUGCAUGGGAUGGAUAACGUACUUCAGUUGGUACUGAAGCACCAAAGAGUCAUCGAAGAAUUGCAAGAAGAGAAUGAAAAGCUGCGUCAGGUGCUCAUAGAGGAACUUAAGGUUUCACCAUUGAAAUUACAGCCGGAUCGAACAAAUGGAGUGAAGACCUAUAAUCCAUGCUCGGAGUGCUUUGACUGCCGCCGCCGAAGUCGGAAGUCAAACAGAUAGCGGCAGUUGCCCCUAGUUAUUUUUGGUAGAGUUUAGCUAUGUUUCCACUAGCUGAAGAUCUCACUGGAGCGACAGUAUUAGCCAAUCUGCAUGACAUCGACAAGAACCGCCACGCUAGCUCUUUUUGUUGAGGCACUCUCUCUGAUGUACAUUUGAACUCUGUUCUUUUGGCUCAGAAUAGGUGACUUUUAGCUGUGAUUGCCUUGAUUAUACUGAACCUACACGCUGAACUUUUUGUACAACGAGCGAUGUGGCAUGUGCACCAAAGUAAGACACAGGACAAUUGUAAUAGUCCUAUAAUUUUCUUUCUAUCUUUUCC